CAUUCAUUUGACAAUUUUGAUAAUCAUAUGAUCAAUCGACACCCGAAUUUUAUUUCGAGUUCCAGCAAGGCGUAGUCCAGAGAAGUCCUAGAAGAAAAUAAGUUGUAUUAAUUCUUUUCUUUGAUUAACCGCAAGAAAUCAUCCACCAUGGCUCUCAGCGACGCAGAUGUACAAAAACAAAUCAAACAUAUGAUGGCUUUCAUCGAGCAAGAAGCCAACGAAAAGGCUGAAGAAAUCGAUGCCAAGGCUGAGGAAGAAUUCAACAUUGAAAAGGGGCGUUUGGUUCAACAGCAGAGACUUAAAAUUAUGGAAUACUAUGAAAAGAAGGAGAAACAAGUAGAACUACAAAAGAAAAUUCAAUCAUCCAAUAUGUUGAAUCAAGCUCGUUUGAAGGUAUUGAAAGUCAGGGAGGAUCAUGUAAGGGCAGUUUUAGAGGAUGCCCGCAAAAGAUUGGGUGAAGUAACUAGCGAUCAAGGCCGCUACGCUCAAAUCAUUGAGUCUUUGAUUCUACAAGCUUUAUACCAGCUUUUUGAGAGUAACAUUGUUGUACGUGUCAGACCACAAGACAGAGACCUUAUUAAAUCUGUCCUCCCCAAUGUUUCCACCAAAUACAAGGAUGUGACUGGCAAAGAAGUCAACCUUGUCAUUGACAACGAAGUGCAACUCUCCCAAGAAACCACAGGAGGAAUUGAACUGUAUGCCCACCACAAUAAGAUCAAGAUCAACAACACUUUAGAAGCUCGACUGGAACUGAUUUCUCAGCAGCUCGUUCCCCAGAUUCGUACGGCCUUGUUCGGACGUAACGUAAACCGUAAAUUUACUGAUUAACUUUGUAUUAUAUCGCCAUCCAGGUAUUAUUCGAGCAAAACAAUAAUAUAUUUAAAGUUAAGAUUUUCCAAAACUCCUUUUUUGAUUCCAAAAUGCAUUUUAUCAUUUUACUUUAGAGGUAAAUACGUUUUUGUGUUGUAUAUAGUUAAAAAAACAUUGUUGAAUUUUAUGCCAACUGUAGAAAGUAUUAUAGUGAAUUGAAAUCGAUAGAUUCAUCUAUUUCUUAGUUUGUGGUUUACAUUGCACUUUCCUGUAUUGUAUGUUAUGAAAAUAUAUAUGUUAAUAAAC
Messenger RNA from Sitophilus oryzae (rice weevil), 1116 nucleotides. RefSeq names its product V-type proton ATPase subunit E (gene Vha26). The record is from RefSeq and is a predicted model, not a curated record. The coding region runs from base 148 to 828 and encodes 226 amino acids. Gene Ontology annotation, biological process: proton transmembrane transport. Gene Ontology annotation, molecular function: proton-transporting ATPase activity, rotational mechanism. NCBI's taxonomy places the organism in Eukaryota, Metazoa, Arthropoda, Insecta, Coleoptera, Curculionidae. The transcript has 4 exons. Gene Ontology annotation, cellular component: proton-transporting two-sector ATPase complex, catalytic domain.